GAGGAGAGAAGAGAGGAAAAGAGGGGAAGGGGAAGGAGGACAGGAGAGGAGAGGAGAAAAGAAAAUUGGAAGAGAAAUUGGAAGAGAAGAGAAAAGAAGAGAAGAGAAGAGAAGAGAAGAGAAGAGGAAGGAGGAGAGGAGAGGAGAAGAGAAGAUAAUGGGAUAAGAAGAGGAGAGAAGAGAGGAAAAGAGGGGAAGGGGAAGGAGGACAGGAGAGGAGAGGAGAAAAGAAAAUUGGAAGAGAAAUUGGAAGAGAAGAAAAGAGAGGAGAGGAGAGGAGAGGAGAAGAGAAGAGAAGAGAGGAGAGGAGAAGAGAAGAGAAGAGAAGAGAAGAGGGCUCUGAGCCAAAUCUCUAAUGCAAAUUCCCAAAACCGGAGUGCGAAGCGGGUGGGGGGGGGGGGUGUGGGUCCCCAGGAGAAGAGCUUCAAAGGGAUUGUGCCAGGCAAGAGAAAAGCAGCUGCCCCAUUUGGAGAACAAAUGGAACAAGUCAAGCGAAGCCAAGGAAGCUGAAGGGCAGGAGGCCGUGUUUGCCUCUUUGUAUAUCUGUGUGUGUGUGUGUGUGUGUGUGAAUGUGUGUGUGUGUGUGUGUUUUUAAUGGGUCCCAGCUAUUCCCGACAAUGCGGUAGGCGUAUGGAAAUAGCGAGGAAUGCGAGCCGAGGAGGAUGCUUCUAAGCUUCUAAGCGUCCCAGGGAGAAGCAGCUCGAGAGGACUCGGAGGACCGAGGCUGCAGACCGUGGGGCUCAGUUCAGCUCGCCCGACAUGCUGUGGGUCUCCACCACGCUCCUGGCCCUUUCCCACCUAAGCUGGGUCCCCUUUGCAGUGGGACGCUCCCUUUCGCUCACACCUGGACCCUCCCAGGAGAUGCUCGGGGACACCAAGGCUAACUGGACCACAGCCGUGCCCCAGUUGGUCUCCCCUUCAGUUUCCACAGCCGGGGCCAGAGAAGAAAAGGGCCCGGGGCCCACAGAGCCCCCCCGAAUCUCGACAACUCUGCCCAGGGCUCAAGAUGAUCGGGAGGUGCCACCGUCCCCCAGCGGUGCCACAAGAGUGAGGGUCUCCACUGAGACCCCGAGAGUCAGCAAAGCUCCGAAAAAGCCUCUCCGGGUCAAAAUAGUCAAGAAAAAGGUUUUGAAGAAGAAGAUCCAAAAGCUGCUAAAGCCGGAAAUGGCCACUCCAGAGGCAUCCGAAUGCCCUCCGCUGGGUCUCGAGUCUCUGAGAGUCCGGGACUCCCAACUGCGAGCUUCCAGUUCCAAGCGGGACGGACUCGGCCCUCACCGUGGGCGCCUCAACAUCCAGUCUGGAAUUCACGACGGCGAUUUGUACGACGGAGGUUGGUGCGCCGGAUACAACGACCAGGACCAGUGGCUGGAAAUUGAUGCCAGGCGCCUGACGCGCUUCACCGUGAUCACCCAAGCGCUGAACUCCAUCUGGACUUACAGCUGGGUGACGUCGUACAAAAUCCAGUUUAGCAACGACACUCAUCGCUGGAGGCCUUCCAAAAAUGGGAGCCAAGAAGUGGUUUUCCCAGCCAACAAGGAACUCGAGACCCCCGUCCUCAAUUUGCUGCCCGAGCCGGUCGUGGCACGCUACAUCCGGAUCAAUCCUCAAACCUGGUUCGAGAACGAGACGAUUUGCCUGAGAGCCGAGAUCCUGGGAUGUGCCCUGCCAGAUCCCAACAACAUUUAUCCGUGGGAACACACUCCUGGCACCAACGAUAAAUUGGAUUUUAGGCAUCACAACUACAAGGAGAUGAGGAAGCUGUUGAAAAAAGUCAGCGACGCUUGUCCGAAUAUCACCAGGAUAUACAGCAUCGGGAAAAGUUACCUGGGCUUGAAAAUGUACGUCAUGGAGAUUUCAGACAACCCCGGGAAGCACGAAGUAGGCGAACCGGAGUUCCGCUACGUGGCCGGCAUGCACGGCAACGAGGCGCUGGGCCGGGAGCUGGUGCUCAACCUGAUGGAGUACCUGUGCCAGGAAUACAAGCAAGGCAACCCUCGUAUCCGGAGGCUGGUCACCGAGACUCGGAUCCACCUGAUGCCCUCCAUGAACCCCGAUGGUUAUGAGACGGCCUACAAGCUGGGCUCGGAGCUGUCCGGCUGGGCGAUGGGCCGAUGGACGUACGAAGGCUUUGAUCUCAACCACAACUUUGCCGACCUCAACACGGAGCUGUGGGACGCCGAGGAUGCCGAGUUGGUGCCCCACAAGUUCCCCAACCACUACAUCCCCAUCCCGGAGUCAUAUACCUUCCCCAACGCCACGGUUGCCCCAGAAACCCGGGCGGUUAUCAGCUGGAUGCAGCGCUACCCCUUCGUCCUGAGCGCCAACCUGCACGGAGGGGAGCUGGUGGUGACCUACCCCUUCGACAUGACCCGCACCUACUGGAAAGCCCAGGAGCUGACCCCCACCGCCGACGACGCCGUCUUCCGAUGGCUGGCCCAUGUCUACGCCACCUCCAACCUGGUGAUGGUGGACGACGAACGGCGGCUGUGCCACUACGAGGACUUCAUGCAGGAGGGAAACAUCAUCAACGGAGCCAACUGGCACACCGUGCCAGGAAGUAUGAACGACUUCAGCUACCUGCACACCAACUGCUUUGAGGUGACGAUCGAGCUCUCCUGCGACAAAUUCCCGCACGAAUCGGAGCUUCCCCAGGAGUGGGAGAACAACAAGGAAUCCCUGUUGCUCUACAUGGAACAGAUCCACCGAGGGAUUAAGGGGAUCGUCCGGGACAAAGACACGGAGCAAGGACUCGCCGAUGCCAUCAUUUCCGUCGACGGCAUCAACCAUGACAUCAGGACAGCUUUCGAUGGGGACUACUGGCGCCUGCUCAAUCCCGGAGAAUACGAGGUGACCGCCACGGCCGAGGGCUACCACCCCGUCACCCGAACCUGCCACGUCACUUACGAGGACAACCCCACCAUCUGCGACUUCCGCCUGACCAAGACCCCCAAGCAGCGUCUGCGAGAGAUCCUGGCCAAAGGCGGGAAGGUGCCCAAGGACCUCGCUUUGCGUCUCCGCCAGCUGCGUCUGCGUCAACUGCAGGCAAACGGACAGGCCCAGUGAGGGCAAGGAAGGGCCGUCAGGCAGCAGCAGCGCCCCGAGGAGAACGUGGCUCUCGGGCCCUUCUUCCGCCUGGGGCCCUUUUGGUUUGGGGAGGCUGCGAGAAUGCCGGCCCUCGGCUCACAAACGAUGAAUGCGCCUCCUGGAACUUUCAAACAAACUGAGAUCUCCUAGCCAGGCAUUUUACGGAGAAAUAUUGUUGAUAGGUUUACAAAUACCUGAACAUUUUUCUUUCCUUCCUCUCCUUUUCCCCUCUCUUUCGUUUCCGUUUACUUCCUCCAUUUCCUUUCCCUCCUUCCUUUCUCUUUCUCCUUCCUUCAUUCCUCCAUUUCCUUCCUUCCUUUCCAUCUUUCCUUUCAUUGUCUUUCUCUUAGCAUUUCCUUCCGCGCUCCCUUUUUCCUUUGUUUCCUUUUCUUUUCCCCCUUUCUUUCUUCCCUUCCUUCCAUCCUCCGCACUUCCUUCCUUCCUCUCCUCCUUCUUCUUCCUUCUCAUCCCCUUCUCCUUCCUUCCUUCUCCCCUCCUUCCUUCCUCUCAUCCCCAUCUCUUUCUUUCCUUUCUACCUUCCUUGCUCCCUCACUCCUUGCUUGCUUGCUUCCUCUCAUCCCCAUCUCCUUUCCUUCCUUCCUUCCCUUUUUUCCUUCCUCUACAUUUCCUCCUGUCCUCUCUCUCGCCUUCAUUUCUUCUCAUCCUCUUUUCCACCCUCCCUCCCUUUCUCCCUCCCUUCUUCCCUCUUUGCUUCCUCUCAUCCCCAUCUCCUUUCCUUCCUUCCUUCCCUUCCUCUACAUUUCCUCUCUCGCCUCCCUUCAUUUCUUCUUCUCAUCCCCUUUUCCUUCCUUCCUCCCUCUCUCCUCCCUUCCUUCCUUCCCUUCCUUCCUUCCUUCCUUCCUUCCUUCCUUCCUCCCUCUCUCCUUCCUUCCUCCCUUCCCUCUGUGUCAAACACAGAGGUCAGUUCCAUCUUAAGACCGACUGCCUAUAAGUCACUCAGAAAACAGGGAUGAAUUUCUAGAGCUGCCUGGGUUCUUCGAAGCAGACACCUAUAUAAUCCUUUUUUCCCCCUUUUCUGUUCUGCCUUAACCUCAGAAUUGAAGGAGCUGCUUGUCACGACUUUAAAGCAGAGAAUGUGCUCCGCUCUUUUCUCUUAUUCCUUCAUCUCUCCCACAGUUGAAUUCCGGACAUAAUAAACUGAAGAUGCAGGAUAUCGUGGCUAAAAGACUACAGGCAGUCCUCGACUUACGAUCACCAUUGACCCCAUACACACACACACACACAUUUCUGUAGCUAAGCGAGACAGUUGUUCAGUGAGUUUCGUCCCAUUUGAGAACCUUUCCUGCUACAAUUGCAAAACGAAUCCCUGCAUUCGUUAAGUGGCUCACGUGGUUGUUAAGUGAAUCCGGCUUCCCAGUUGACUUUGCUCGUCAGAAAGGGGAUCGCGUGACCCCGGGAUACUGCAGCCGUCAUAAAUAUGAGUUGCCAAGUGUCUAGAUUUUGAUCACGUGACCCUGGGGACGCUGCAACGGUCGUAAGUGUGAAAAACGGUCCUAAGUCACUUUUUCCAGUGCCGUUGUAACUUCAAACAGUCACUAAAUGAACCGUUGUAAAUCGAGGACUGCCUGUACACCUUCUACAUCUUAGUCUCCUACCCCACCUCCCCCGUCUCUGUAUUCUACAUGAUUUUCUUAACACCCAAGUACUGGAAUGACGCAAAAUAUCUCACAGCUUUGUGCUGGCAGGCUGGUCCUGGCAGAACAAGUUGUCCUUCUCCGGAUCGGAGGCCACGGGGUGCUUGCGGGCAACGUUUGGGGCGGGCAGGAGAAUCCUGGCUUAUGAGAAUGGUUUCCAUGAAAAUGCGGGCAUUGCCGUGCCCUUGCAAGUCAAGGGGCUUUCGAAGAGUUUUACCAAAUAAAUUCUUUGGAUAUUUAAUCUUCCCA
Molecule: messenger RNA, 4988 nt
Organism: Pantherophis guttatus
Lineage: Eukaryota; Metazoa; Chordata; Lepidosauria; Squamata; Colubridae
Gene: CPXM1
Product: carboxypeptidase X, M14 family member 1
Biological process (GO): proteolysis
Molecular function (GO): zinc ion binding; metallocarboxypeptidase activity
Source: RefSeq, a predicted model, not a curated record